AUGGUCCACGAAUGCAGCCCACGUAUGACCGAAUUUCUUCGGGAACUUCCCAAAUGUGAACAUCAUGUUCACUUGGAGGGAACUCUUGAACCGUCCUUGCUUUUCCAGCUUGCCGAAAGAAACAACAUCACUUUACCAUCCAAUUUCCCUGCAUCUGUAGCUGCAUGUAAUGAAAGAUACAACAAUUUUGCUGAUUUACAAGACUUCUUGGACCACUACUAUGUUGGCAUGAGUGUGUUGAUCAAGGAGGAUGACUUCUAUGACUUGGCAAUGGAGUAUUUUAAGCGUGCUCAUGCCGAUGGAUGUGUUCAUUCAGAAGUAUUUUUCGAUCCCCAAGGCCAUGUAGAGAGAGGUAUACCCAUUCAUACCGUAGUAUCUGGGUUUGAAAGAGCUUGCAAGGAUGCCAACGAAAAGUUGGGUACAACAAACAAACUUAUCAUGUGUCUUUUGCGCCACUUGCCUGCAGCUGAUGGGUUGCAAACUAUAGCCAGUGCUGCUCCAUAUUACCAAGCCGGUGUCAUCCACGGGUUGGGUCUUGAUUCUGCAGAAAAACCCUUUCCUCCAGAGCUCUUCACUGAUUGCUACAAGACAUUGAAGGACCAGUUUCCCCAUGUCAAUUUGACGGCGCAUGCUGGAGAAGAAGGCGACCAUACAUAUGUCACCAAUUCGUUGAACAAGUUGAAUGUGACCAGAAUCGACCAUGGUGUCAAUUCGCAACACAGCGACGAAUUGAUGGCACACUUGGCGGAAAAUCAAGUCAUGUUGUCGCUUUGUCCCAUGUCAAAUGUGAAAUUGCAAGUUGUAAAAGAUGUUUCUGAACUUCCAAUCAGAAAAUUCUUAGACGCUGGUGUUCCAUUUUCCAUUAAUUCUGAUGACCCCGCUUACUUUGGGGGUUAUAUUCUUGAUAAUUACAUCCACGUACACACCAGGUUUGGGUUCACUCCAAAAGAAUGGACCAAGGUGGUGCUCAACGGAAUCAACGGCUCAUGGUGCGAUGAUCACCGCAAAGCUGAAUUGAGACAAAAACUUCAAAAUGUGGAAACCAAGUUCAGCGACCUCAUGACAGACAACUAG
Molecule: messenger RNA, 1074 nt
Organism: Meyerozyma guilliermondii ATCC 6260
Lineage: Eukaryota; Fungi; Ascomycota; Pichiomycetes; Serinales; Debaryomycetaceae
Gene: AAH1
Product: adenine deaminase
Exons: 1
Coding region: 1-1074 (357 amino acids)
Biological process (GO): purine ribonucleoside monophosphate biosynthetic process; hypoxanthine salvage; adenine catabolic process
Cellular component (GO): cytosol; nucleus
Molecular function (GO): adenine deaminase activity
Source: RefSeq, a predicted model, not a curated record